Nerophis lumbriciformis (worm pipefish) is the source of this 3556-nucleotide messenger RNA. RefSeq lists its product as uncharacterized. The record is from RefSeq and is a predicted model, not a curated record. Gene Ontology annotation, cellular component: nucleus. Lineage: Eukaryota; Metazoa; Chordata; Actinopteri; Syngnathiformes; Syngnathidae. Gene Ontology annotation, biological process: regulation of gene expression.
CCUAGUGUUUUGUAGUAAAAACGUGUAAUAUGUCUCCAGCAGCUCCUGGUCGUCUUUGUUAGAUUGUUCUUCGGACAAACCGAGCCGUCGGUCUCAUCUCUUCACCCAACCGGGUGCUGUGUAGCGCACUCGCACCGUGGAGCGGUCACAGCCGCACCGGCACGGCGGCGACAACUCCCCGCUUGGCAGUUUCCGGUGUUCGUCCGUCAGCGGGAGGAUGGCGUCUGGCUUCUACCGCAUCCCUUCUACCGCCGGUCCUCCGACCCCCACUUACCGCGAAUGUCGUCGGCGCCAGUCCGAAGACUGAAAAGAAAAACACCUAUAAGCGAACCCGGUCUCAUGGUUAUCUUCAAGGACGUGUACAUCCCGCAUUUAAGACUCCAAAUCAGUCUGCUGUGUGUGGCACUAUAAACCUCAUCAUCCGAAAUUCUGAAUCCUUGCAUGGAAAGUGGAAUGAUGACAGAGGCGUGGCAGCAGCAGCAGCAGCAGCAGCAGCAUGUGGUGGCGCCACCUUCUGUAGUUCACACGCUUCCUCAGACGACGGACACCACUCUGGCCUGCACUGUGUAUGGAGUUGUCCUUCAACCAGACUCCUCUCUGCAGCAGCAGCAGCUGGGCCAGCAGCAUGUAGUACAAUCGCAACAGCCCUCCAUGCAGAUAGCGGAUGAAAGACACAAGUGUGGAGCCUGCGGCCAUGACAUCUCUCACCUGGCCAAUCCGCAUGAACACCAGUGCAUGGUGACCCAAGACCGGUCCUUCCAAUGCACGCAGUGCAUGAAGAUCUUCAGCCAGGCCACGGACCUCCUAGAGCAUCAGUGUGUCCAGGUGGAACAGAAACCUUUUGUCUGUGGAGUGUGUAAGAUGGGAUUCUCCUUGCUCACUUCUUUGGCCCAGCAUCACAACUCCCACGGCAAUGGCAACAACCCAAUGAAGUGCUCCAUUUGUGAAAAAACUUACCGUCCCGGCUCUGGAAAUGUCACUCCCACCUCGUCUGCAGCCAAUCCUCAGCAGCCGUCCACUGGGGAGACAUCUGGUGGCGGUGCAGCAAUCAGUGCCUCAUCCCCGCCUGCUUUUGAGGCCUCCGCACCAGAUAGGCCAUACAAGUGCUCAGUGUGCCAUAAAUCGUUCCGGCAUUUGUCAGAGCUGACCCGCCACGAAAGGGUACACACAGGUGAGAAGCCGUACAAAUGUGACACAUGUGAUAAAAGCUUCAGCCAGUCCUCACAUCUGGCGCAUCAUCAACGCACACACAGCUCAGAGCGGCCAUAUAAGUGUGCUGUGUGUGAGAAGAGCUUUAAGCACCGUUCUCACCUUGUGCGCCACAUGUACGCCCAUUCGGGCGAGCACCUGUUCAAGUGCAAUUUGUGCGAAAUGCACUUUAAGGAGUCGUCCGAGCUCCUGCACCAUCAAUGCCAGCCCGAAGGAGAGAGGCCCUUUCGCUGUGGGUCGUGCGGGAAGAGCUUCAAGCGGCCGUCGGACCUGCGGCAGCACGAACGCACUCACUCUGAAGAGCGACCAUUCCAGUGCGAGGAGUGCCAGAUGAGCUUCAAGCAGCAGUAUGCUCUUGUACGCCACCGGCGCACUCAUAAAAAUCCUGCUGACCGCCCUUUCAAGUGUAAUCUCUGCGAUAAAGGCUUUCUUCAGCCCUCCCACCUGCUUUACCAUCAACAGGUGCACGGUAUGGAAAGUUUAUUUAAGUGUGCAUCUUGCCAGAAGUCUUUUAGCCAAUCCGGAGAACUGCUGAGGCACAAAUGUGGCGGCGAAGUAGAGAAGCCCUAUAAGUGCGACGUGUGCGGCAAAGGUUACAAAAAGAACUCGACGCUGCAACGCCACCAAAACACUCACUGCACAGAGAAGCCGCUGAAAUGCUCUCUGUGUGACAAGCGCUUUGUGUCAUCCUCAGAGUUUGUCCAGCACCGCUGCGACCCGACCCGCGAGAAACCGCUGAAAUGUCCCGACUGUGAGAAACGCUUCAGGUACUCGUCCGAGCUGCAACGCCACCGCCGCGUCCACACCGGAGAGAAACCGUUCAAGUGCGCGAGCUGCGACAAGAGCUUCAAGCAACGCGAGCACCUGGCCAAGCAUCAAAGCGUGCACUCGCGGGAGACGCAGUUUAAGUGCGUGUGGUGCGGCGAGCGGUUUGUGGACCUCGCCGCGCUGCAGGAACACACGGUGCAGCACACGGCCGAAGGUGAGAGUUUCCCGGAAGCGCCAUGUAUCCCGUGAACGGUGAGGUUCUGCAGGCUUGGACAUCAAACUUGUGUGCCAGCCUCAGCGCUCACCUUUUUAUAGGAUAUAACACGCCUGUGAAACAUGUCUAAUGAUUUGUAGUAGCCAAUAUGUUAACCUCCUUUGAGUAAAAAGCAAAACCUCAGGAUCAGGAAUCCUUUAGUUAGUUUAUAUUUGAGGUAAAGACUUAAAGAGCAAAAAAGGCGUGUGAUGUAAAUGUGGGUCUAUAUUGACUAAGAACAGUACUGUGUGGGACAUUUUUUCUGUGGUUGCAUGUGAAAGUCAGUUUUUUUUUAAUUGUUUACGCUUGUGGAUGGCAAGACAGCUGUUAUAUAUGUGUGCUCAUGUGUAUUGCCCCUGACAUCCAUGUGCCUUUUUUUUUCUUUUAAACAGAUCUAUGUUUUAAUAAUUUCAUGUCCGGUAUAGCAGUCCUUCCCAUCAGCGCAUAGCGACGGCCCUGUGCAGCAGUAUCUUUUCACAUACUUAGGUAGUGUCAUCUGUUUGUGCAUGACUAUUUAUCACACUUAGUAUCACUGUUGUAUUAUAAGUUUGUUUAUUUAGGAAAACACCAUAAGAAGAUGAGAAAAAAAACAAGUGGAUUUGUGGAAACUGUAUAGCCUGUGUCCUAAAAUGUGUUAUUGCAUCUUUGUAUUAAACGACUAGGUAGCACAUACCUAUCAUGUCAUAUGAACACUUGACAUGUGCAAUAGAACAUGCACAAUGUAAUAUUUAUGACUACUGAUUCAUUGCAUAGUCUACCCUGUUAAUAUAGAUUGUGUGUGUGUAUGCGCUCAUGUAAACUGAAAAUGUGUAGUGCUUCUGUUACUUUUUUGUUUUUUUGACUUUUAAUAAGCUUGCUGAUAUUUUGCAAGGACUUAAGUUUCAGUUUGAAAUAUCACAUUUAAUCUGACCAUUUUUCAAAUGCUAUAUAUGGGUAAAUUAUAAGAAAGUAGCAAAUUACCAUGUGGUAAAUCCAAAUUGAGUAAUGGGACUUAUUCCCUGUCCAACCUGAGCACAUAACUCCUAGCAACCUCAAAGUUGUUCAACGUAUGCGUCUCUUAGCACUGAGGAUGAAGUGAAAUAUAUACAAAGGGAAGUUUCUAUAUUCCCUACAACUUUUUUUGCAGUAUAUUUAAAGAAAGCUUUCGGGGGGACAGAAGGUAACCACUGGAGUGGGACUGUAGUUGUAUCACACUUUAAUUUGGCUUCAAACUGCAAAAGGGUAACAAUGAGCUGAUGGAAUGCUGGAGUUACACAAAUGGGUAUCAUAUAGACUCCUGUUCAUACUGUACACAUACAUGUAAAAUAAACCAUUUUUAAACCAUGA